CUUCGAAUGACUGCUCGUGCAUUUGCUCUUCGCUCCCCGUUCCAACGCACCACCGAGCCAUGUCUUUUUUACGCUCGCAGAGCUCCCUCCGGCUCUCACGAGCGUGCACCACACAGAUUCCGCGAUCGUCGACGAGAUGGCUAUCAUCGACGCCGCAACGGCGACUGGGUGAACCCGACCCUAAAGCUAUCCCGGACGUCCAGGCGAUGCAGAUGACCGAGGACCAAGCCUCCAUGGUCGAGGUCGCCCGUCAGCCCGAAGGUGGUGUCGCCGUCGAAGGAUACCACCCGGACCACCAGCCAGACUACACCGCCACCAUAGACCACGGAACGUCCACCUACUCCCCAGUCCCGAAGCGAGUCAUGAACGGCAGCGAACCUGGCGAGACCACACCCGCGGCCGUACUCUCAGGAGCUCCAGUCGACCUACAAGCCAGGACGGUCAGGAUCUACAAACCGGUCCGACCUGCCACACAAUCCGGGACGUGGGGUGGUCACGCCUGGCGGAUGGACUGGGACCCUUUGCCCAAAGGUCACCGGUGGGAGAAUCCGUUGAUGGGUUGGCAGUCCUCGGGGGAUUUCAUGCAGGGGACCAAACUCAACUUCAAGUCCAGAGACGACGCCGUCUCCUUCGCCGAGAAACAAGGCUACGAGUGGUACGUCCAAGAGCCCAACGAGAGACGGUUCGUACCAAAGGCCUACGCCAACAACUUUGUCCACGAGCCGGGCCCGUUGAAACACAUCAAGACCAAAUAAAUGAAUAAUAAGCUUGGGGAAAAAAGAAAGAGCCAAAGGAAGAUCGGGGAUGGGGGGGGGG
Messenger RNA from Exophiala oligosperma, 816 nucleotides. RefSeq lists its product as uncharacterized. NCBI's taxonomy places the organism in Eukaryota, Fungi, Ascomycota, Eurotiomycetes, Chaetothyriales, Herpotrichiellaceae. Bases 60 to 755 code for a protein of 231 amino acids. Gene Ontology annotation, biological process: electron transport chain. The record is from RefSeq and is a predicted model, not a curated record. The transcript is spliced from 2 exons.